AUGACCGCACAGCAUCAGCAGUUCCAAGCAGAGCAGGAGCAGCUGAAUGGAAAGCUGUCCGCUUCAGACCGCAAGGCCAAAAUGUUGGAGGCAAAGCUGAAAGGUCGCAUUGAGAGUAUGCGCGUCAUGCAGGCAGAAAAAGAGGCCGUCGAGGAGCAACUGCGCAUUGCCGCCAAGCAGCUUGAGGCGCUUCUGGCAGACGAGACGAAGGAUUCAGAUCUUCAAAGAGACCUGGCGGCUUUGUCCAAGCAGUUUGAACAGCUGCAUGCGAAGCAUCGGAUUCAGCUGGCACAAGCUGAAGAGCAUGCAAAGCAACUGAAGCACGAACAGGCCGCCUAUGCGGAGCUUCAUGAGGAGUUCGCGCAGCAACAGCUUAUCGCCAGCGAGGAGCGGGAGGCCUUGUCGAAAGAGUUGGCAGAUCUCAGCGCCGAUGCCUCCCAGGUGCGGCAGCAGUGUAACGAGCUGAACCAUCACAAGGAGGAGCCAUCGAAUGGCCAUGGUGGCCCACAGGAGCAGACUUUGGCAGGUUUGGAGCGCGACUUCGCAGAGUUUGCCCGCUCCGUGGGUUUCAAAGGCGAUGUGAGCCAGCUCUGGGAAGAGGCCCAGGCUGCUGCGGCCAAGGAGGCAGAAAAAGCUUCUGUGCAAAAAGCGCGCCGCGAUGAACGACCAGUGGCUGCGGAUGUCCAACUGCGACCUUCAGCAGACAGUGGUGAUGUGCCGAGCCCACCACGCCGUGGUGUUCCUUGGAAGUCCUCUGGAGCAGGUGUGACUCCAAAGGAGCAAGAGACGACAUCGUCAAAGAGUGUCUUACCUCUCGCAGCGCAAGAGUGCUUCCAGCAAGCAGAGGCCCUUUGUGCGCGUCAACGCUUCUCAGAGGCCGUGCCUCUCUUCCGGCGCACGCUGGAGAUUCUGCAGGAUGCAAGUGGCAGCGGAAGCUGUGCUGCUGCCGCCGAGGUCUGGGCUCAUUUGGGCGUGGCAAUGCAGUCACUGGAUCGUGUACCCGAGGCCAUUGACAGCUACCGACGAGCUGUUGCCAUGGAUGCUGGCUUACAUGUGUGCUUUGCAAAUCUGGCAACGCUCCAUGCAUAUUUGCACGAAAAGGAGCAGGCCCUCAAGUACAUUGCCAAAGCGCUGGAGGUGGAGCCUACGAAUCCCACCUACCUGGCGCUCAGGAGUCAGUUCCUCACUGAGCCCAAGGAGGAAAGCCAAUCAACGAAGGAAGAAAGCACUUCGGCACCCCUGGGUGAUCAGAGUUCACUUGGUGAAUCCAGUGAACCUGCCAAUGAAUUAGCCAGCACGGAGGGUUCAAAAAAGAGCACCAGCAGAAUGUCCUAG
Cladocopium goreaui is the source of this 1335-nucleotide messenger RNA. The record is from the annotation of a GenBank genome assembly. NCBI's taxonomy places the organism in Eukaryota, Dinophyceae, Suessiales, Symbiodiniaceae.